CAGCGGGCUUCGGCUUGCUGGAUGUGUAUGCAUGAGUUCUGCACCGAAUGGGCGCAAAAAGCGCCCCAGCCGGUCCACUCGCUCCUCGAUCUUCCAGAUCAGCAAACCCCCGCUGCAGAGCGGGGAUUGGGAGCGCAGGGGCAGCGGCGGCGAAGGCACCCACAAAACCCAACGAGCCCUGGACGACUGCAAGAUGCUGGUCCAAGAGUUCAACACGCAAGUGGCCCUGUACCGAGAGUUGGUCAUUUCUAUUGGGGACGUCUCGGUCAGUUGUCCCUCACUCCGAGCGGAAAUGCACAAGACAAGAACCAAAGGCUGUGAAAUGGCCCGUCAGGCACACCAAAAGCUGGCUGCCAUAUCAGGCCCAGAAGAUGGUGAAAUUCAUCCAGAAAUCUGUCGACUUUACAUCCAGCUGCAGUGCUGCUUAGAAAUGUAUACAACAGAGAUGCUAAAAUCUAUUUGUCUGCUGGGAUCUCUUCAGUUUCAUCGAAAAGGAAAGGAAGCUGGUGGGACAGUAAAAAGUUUGGAUGGCAAAAUUGAGGAGAGUGCUGAAAUACCUGCCCUGGAGGACUCCUCCCCCUCCCCCGUGGAAACUCAGCAGCACUCCUGGCAGGUUUCCACAGACAUUGAGAACACUGAAAGAGACAUGCGAGAAAUGAAAAACCUUUUAAGCAAACUCAGGGAAACUAUGCCUUUACCACUGAAAAAUCAAGAUGACAGCAGCCUUCUGAAUCUAACUCCCUACCCACUGGUUAGAAGACGUAAGAGAAGGUUUUUCGGGCUGUGUUGUCUGGUCUCAAGCUAGGCAGAUCCUUCUGGAAACCCACCACCAGGAAUACCUGAAAAACAUCAUCAAACCCAAGGACCUCCAGACAGCUGAACUAUACAGUGAUUGGUUUUUGACUAUGUUUUCUAUGCUUCCUUAUUCCUUUUAUCUGCCUCUCCCUAUCCUUCUCAAUGAUUUUACACGUGAAAGCAGCUGCCAUCAAGGGUGGGGGGAGGGGAGAACAAAUUCCAAAAGAAGGCUGUUUCUAAAAGGAUUUUUAAAACUGACAUUGUGCAUGUCUGCUCCAAACUAUGCCGUGACUGAUGCAAGAAUUAUGAUUUUUAAAUGAUUUGAAGGUUUUUAAAAUGAACUACACAGAGAAAAGGUAUUUCACAUAUAAUAGUAUAGCUAAAGCUCUUGCCGAUCUCAUGGUAGCAAUCUGUCAUGUAUGAAAGAUGUCUUUAAACAUAGAAAUCUACUUAAAAACUGCAAAGCUUCAAAAAUUCAAUCUAGGAAUAUCGUUAGAAAUAUUAUAAUCAAACAGGUACCACCUCACCCAUUGCUUUCUCUGCACUCAUUUACAUUUAGUCUUCCAGUCUGUCAGAAUCUAAAAGCUUCAACAUAAAAACAUCUUAAUUUAUAAUGCAACAGGAACCAUAUAUGAAACAAUGCUUACAUUUUGUAAAUACACAAUAAUCCUAAUCCAUUCGUACAAUGCAUAUGGGCAACUAAUUCUCUUUUGAUCCAAUGAUGUCUUUUUUCAGCUUCUUGGAGAAUGACGUUAUCCAGUUAGGAAAUGAUGUAGUAACAUAUACAAUUACCCUCAGAUGUAAAAUUGAAUAUUAUCACCUUCUGUUCGAACUGAAAUCUGAAGCAUGGUGUUUGCACAUCAGCAUAGUGUUAAAUCUUAUAGGGCAUGCUGGAAUUAUCUCAGAUCGUACAAAUAUUUAACAUUUUACAUUAUAAUAACAAAAUUUUAGUUAAGCUAAGCUUGUCUCAUUUUAGAUGACUAUGCAGAUGUGAUUUUUCCAAUGUGCACUUGGUGUCUUGUCUUAUGCUUAGAAUAUUGGAAGCAGGACACAUUAAGCAAUACUAUAUUUUAGAAAGGAGGAAGCCACAUGUUUUGCUUUUUCUGCACCCAGCUUUGUUGUGGUCCUCUAUUAAACUUGUAACAUGGUACAAAUUUUAUUAUAUUUCUCCCCAUGUUCUUCCUGGACCCAUCACCUACACAGAAUUUCCUAUGGGUCAAAAGAUCAAGUCUUUGUACUUCUCUUGUUUUCCCUGAUCUGAAAAUCUUCAAGUCAGACAGAAGGCACCAGAGUCUAGUACAAUAGAAAGAUGAGCUAGAUACUAACAACUGGUUACUCCAAACAUGUCUUUAAUGUCAUCUCUGCAUAGAAAUGUAUAUGUACAUAAAUAUCUUGAUCUAAAGACCAACUAUAUUCAACCUUUAGCUUUAGGGAAGAUGAAAGGAGUGAAUAAUUAUUGCAUUAGGUUGAAUUAGAUGAAAUUGCUGAGAUUUGACUGUUUUGACCUCCAAAAUGAUGGUUCAACCU
Molecule: messenger RNA, 2322 nt
Organism: Dipodomys spectabilis (banner-tailed kangaroo rat)
Lineage: Eukaryota; Metazoa; Chordata; Mammalia; Rodentia; Heteromyidae
Gene: Rgs7bp
Product: regulator of G protein signaling 7 binding protein
Exons: 6
Coding region: 32-805 (257 amino acids)
Biological process (GO): G protein-coupled receptor signaling pathway
Cellular component (GO): neuron projection; postsynapse; nucleus
Source: RefSeq, a predicted model, not a curated record